AUGGAAUUUGAAAGUCGGUAAUUCAUUUCUUAGAGUGAAUUCAAUCGUAGUGAAAAGUUGACAUUAACAACAAUACAAUAAUAUGUUUCAAUUAUUGUAUUAUUGUUGGCAUUAGGAGAUGCUGUAAUGUUGUUUGUAAUCAAUGGAUUUGUUUUAAAUUACAUUACUUUAAGCUAUGCUAUCAUAAAUGUGCUGAUAGUUUUGAUUUGUAUCGGGACACUAGUUUGGAAUAACUAGUAAUAGAACUAUCUUAAGUCAACAGAAGACGAAUGGGGAGAAUUGACAGAUAACUUUAACGGGAGGUAAUACAAUUAAUUAUGAAAGAUUGUUAUUCUUUUUGACUAUCCUUAUGGCAAUAGCAGAAUUCGUUUUUUUCAUCUUGAUAAUCUUGUCUAGUGAUUAUGUUUAAGGUUUAUAUUAAUCAGAAAAGAUUGGAAACGAUUAUCAGAAAUUUGAUAAAGUUGUAUCUGUUAUGAAACCAAUUAUAUUGAUUUUUUCAAUAUUAAUUGUUGUUGGAUUAACAUACACCAUACAUAACUUUUAUCAAAUGACAAUAUCAUCAAUAACAAGUAGAUUCAAUAUAUACCUCCUUUGUAUAGCUGUAUCCUUAACUUGUUGGGGAUCUGUAUACUUAUUGAAAGGAAUGGGUAUCUAUUCUAUCAGUGCUAUUUUAAAUUUAAUAAUAUUGGGAUUAAUUGUCUUAGCUAUUAUUUCAAACACUUGGAAAAUAAAAGGUUUACUUAUGAUAUUGGCAGCUCUUCAAAUCCUUAUAAUUCCAGUACUUUUAGGAUUUUAAGCUCAAUACAUAAGAGACUAUUAAGAAUAAUAAGAUAGUAAUAUUGCAAAUUGUUAAUAAUAAAUGAAUAAUUUAUCAGAAUCUUAUUUAUCUUAACAUUCUUGUGCCUCAAAAUAUAUUAAAGAUAUUUAAACUUAAAAUUGUCCUAAUGGAGAAAAAGAAUGCUCUAUAUAUUCUACAACAUGUGAUAGAGAUGCCUAAGUAUAGAGAUGGGAAGUAGUAACAACAGAUCCUGCAGAUCAUCCAUUAGGAUGUUUAAAUCUAAAUUGUUGUAAAACAGUUAGUAAUAUUUACACAAAAGAUUUAUUAAUUCUAAUAAUGCUAUCUUUGGCAACUCCAUUAUUUUUAUUUGCUUUGAUUUUAUUUGAAUUCCAUCUUUCAAAAAGAACAAGAUCAGAUAAAACAUUAGGUAGAAAUAUAGAAACAUUAUUUUUAUUAUUAUUUAUUGGUACAAUAGUUUUUGGAGUUCUUUUAUUAAUAAAUAAUUAUACACCAAUUCCAUUAAAAAAAGAAAUUAAUUUUGAUCAACCUGCAAAAGCUGUGAAAGCUAAAGAAUUUACAAAGAUAUAAACAAAGAUGUGUCAAUCAAUAACUUAAUUAGUGGGUAAUAGAAUUGAAUUGAGUAGUGAAUGUAAAUCAACAACUAAUUGUCCUUUGAAUAAGGUAGAAACAGGCAAAAAAGAGACAAGUAUAAUCCAAAUAUAAUUAUUUAGAUAUCUUAUUUGGAUUGUGGGUUAAAGGAGUUUAAUAAUUUAAGAGAAAAGAAGCAACUACAUAUUAGACAUUGGCUGCUGCUAAAUUCUUAUGGCCUAAUUAUGAUGGUAAUGAAUUAGAUUUCUUUGCUAUAAUUGGCAAACUUGAAUAUGUCUAAUAAUAUUUGGAUGAUGUUUAAAUUUGUUAUUAAGUUGGUUCCAAAGAUCUUACCAUUAAUUUAUAUCAAAAUGUUGUUGAUAUUCCUAUUGAAGAAAAGAACAACAAGGUUUAUCAUUAUUCAAUGUUUUCUCAUUUUGCUGAUACUGCUACAACUAAACCAACAACUACAACUACUACCACAACUACAACUAAACCAACAGAUACAACUACAACCAAACCAGCUGAUACUACUACAACUAAAUCAACUGAUACAACCAAAAAAACAGAAGAUAAUGCUAAACCAGCAGAACCUAGUAAGGGAAGUCCUGCUGCUUCAGAUAAAGGUGGUAGUGAUUAAAAAUCAUAGGCAUAAUCAUCUUAACCUAAAUGUGAUAUUCCUAAUUGUUAAGAAUGCAAAGAAUAAUAGUGUAUCACUUGUAAAACAGGUUUUGAUAAAGAUGAUGAAAGAGGUUGUAGAUUUACUGGAAAAUUAGGAGUAAAUGAGUCUAUAUAAGUUUAAUUAUUUAAGGAAAUGAAAUCAAAAGUAAGUGGAUUUGUUGUAGGUGAAAUAAAAAAAGAAGAAGACAAAUUAUUUACUCAAUAUCCAUUAUAAGAAGCUAAGAUUUGUUGGAGUUAAGAGGGAUUGGAAAAACCAAUUUGUGAUGUAGCAACUCCUAAAGGAGAAUAUAAAUUAUAGAUAUCAACAUUUGAUGUAGCUGAUUAUAGUACACAACUCUUUUAACCAACAACUGGAUUAAUAACUGUUGCUGCCAUCGGUUAUGAUGAUUAUGUUUAAUCAUAAGUAGUUUAAUUCUAAGAAGAAAUUAAUUUUGGAACUAUAUUAUUAAGAUCUAAUGUGACAAUACCUAAAGUUUAAGCUACAACACCAUAACCAAAAUCAUCUUUACAUUAAGCUGAAACAACCACUACUUCUACUAAACCAUCAACAACUACAACUCCAACCAAACCUACUACAACUACAACUAGUACUACUUCUACAACUAGUACUCCAACUAGUACCUCAACAUCCAAAGAACCUGCAAAAGAAUAACCCAAAGAACCAGCAAAAGAAUAACCUAAAGAACCUGCCAAAGAAUAACCUAAAGAACCUGCAAAAAAUGAAGGUGGAUGUAAAAGUGGGGAAUAUUUGGAUGCUAGAAAAAAAUGUUAACCAACUGGAUGCACUAAUGUUCCAUUUUGUAAAUUCUGUGAUAAAAAUAAUAAAUGUAUAAGUUGUUAAGCAGAAUAUCAGUUAUAACCUGAUAAAUCUUGUUUACCAGAAAAUGGAUGUUCUAAACCAUAUUCUCAAAAUUAAUGUUUGAAAUGCUCAAAAGAAAAGGAGAAAUGUGAUUAAGAUUUUUGUGAUGCUUUCUCUACUUUUGAUAAUGGUUAAUGUAAAUAAGCAUAUAAAUUAUGCACUAAUAAAAUUUUAAAUUGUGCUAUUUGUACAAAAGAAAACAAAUGUGCUGUAUGUGAAUAAGGUUAUAAAGUUUUGAAUGGAGAAUGUAAAUUAGGAGAUUUCUCUCAGAUUUUUUAGAUCAAUUAUUAUUAAACUGAGGUUUAUGUUGUUGAUGUUAUGGAUUGGAAUCAUUUAGAAUCAGUUAAAAUUGAUUUAAGAGUAGGUAGUUGUGGAUCAUUUUAAGUUUAUGGAACUGCUAAGACUGAUUCAAAUGGAAAAGUUAUAUUUACUAGAUUAGUUAAGGGUUCAUUAUAUAAUUUAAUUGUUACUCAUCCAGAUUAUUCUUAGAAUUGUUAUGAAUUUUAAGAUAAUGAAGUUACUAUUGUACCAUUAUCUAAGAAAUUAAAAUCUGGAUAAGUUAGAAUAGUAUUAGAAUGGCAUAAUCCUAAUAUUAAUUUGGAUCUUUAAUUAUCUUUUAAUCCAACAUCUACUUCAAAUUGUUUAGUUGGAUAUUUAGAUAAUGAAUGUACUGGAGCCAAGUUUGGUAAAUCCUCAGAUGAAGAAUAUAGUUUUGAAGCCAUUGAAAUUAAUGCCCUUGUUCUUAGUAAAUACUUAAUUUUUGUAUAAAAUUUUGGUGAUAAAGAAAAUUAUUAAGAAAAAUUGAUAUCAUCUAAUGCUCAUAUUAAAUAUUAUGUAGCUGAUAAAGAUGAUGCAGCUGUCACUUUUGUAGUACCUAAUGAUAAAUAAUCUGAAAUUGUAGGAACUACAGAAGCUUUAAAAACUGAAUGGUUAGCAUGGUUAGUAGGAUGCAUUGAUGCAAAUGAAUCUGAAAUUCCUGAAUCCUUAUUUUCUUAAAAUGGUGUAUGGUAAUAGAAUAAAUUAAUUUAAAUAGGUGGACAGCUAGUUUAAAUAGAUGGUAUCCUGAAAUUCCUUAAAAAACUUCUCAAAAUUAUUUCCCAUCACCGAAAAUUUGUGACGUUUGAUCAAAAUAUAAUAAUAUAUAUAUAUAUCAUAAACACCCU
Molecule: messenger RNA, 4069 nt
Organism: Paramecium primaurelia
Lineage: Eukaryota; Ciliophora; Oligohymenophorea; Peniculida; Parameciidae
Source: the annotation of a GenBank genome assembly